UUGGCAGAUACUUUGGCUGUUAGACCUCAGCUUCAACAAUGUGCCUGGCACAUGCUGGCCUUCAGAGAGGGCCAUGCCCCUGUGCCCCAUAUCAAUUUGAAUGAUGAUGGCAAUCAGUACAGUAUCCUGUUUGUCCUUGGCAACUUCACCACUGCCUAUUUGGUCCUCCCUCAGCUAGGGAUUCAGAUCCCACUUCAUCCAGGCCAGUUGCUGUUUAUCAACACCAGGCACUUGGCACAUCACACCACAUACUUUAGGGGAACUAGGUAUGUGUUUUCUGGCCUUAUGGAUGCCAAUCUUUGCAAAGAUUAUAGAAAGACAGUAGCUUAG
This is a messenger RNA of Dacryopinax primogenitus, 330 nucleotides long. RefSeq lists its product as uncharacterized. The record is from RefSeq and is a predicted model, not a curated record. The transcript has a single exon. The annotation marks the transcript as partial. Lineage: Eukaryota; Fungi; Basidiomycota; Dacrymycetes; Dacrymycetales; Dacrymycetaceae.